CUAUAUAGGGUAAAGGUCAGAGUGGGUUUGUCGAGUUGUACUCACCGUGAAUAAGAUUCGGAUCAUAACCCGAGAAAUCUUUCUGUUCCAAAUUGAAAAAUCAUCCACAGUUUGUUUUUGUUGAAGUUGGACUUUACAGGAUCACGAUGGCACUUCUCAGAGGUGUGUUUGUUGUGUCAGCCAAGCGCACUCCCUUUGGAACCUAUGGUGGAGUGCUGAAAGACCACAGUGCAACAGACUUGGCGGAGCAUGCAGCCAAAGCCGCCCUCGCUGCAGGGGGUGUGGCCCCAGAGCUUAUCAACAGCGUCAUUUUGGGAAAUGUCAUGCAGAGCUCGGCGGAUGCCCCAUACAUUGCUCGCCAUGUCGGCCUGAGGUGUGGCGUUCCCAUCCCCGUGCCUGCUCUCACUGUGAACAGACUGUGUGGGUCUGGCUUCCAGUCUAUCAUCAAUGGUACUCAUGAGAUCUGCCUCAGAGAGUCAGAGGUGGUUUUGUGUGGAGGUUCAGAGAGCAUGAGCCAGGCUCCCUAUGCUGUUCGCAACAUUCGCUUUGGAACAAAGUUUGGACUUGAUCUUAAGCUGGAGGACACCUUGUGGGCGGGUCUGACUGACCUGCAUGUAAAGAUACCAAUGGGAAUCACAGCAGAGAAUCUGGCAGAAAAAUACGAGAUCACACGAGAGGACUGCGACAAAUUUGCUUACCAGACGCAGCAAAGGUGGAAGGCAGCUCACGAAGGGGGUCACUUCACAGCUGAAAUUGCCCCCGUUGACAUAAAAACAAAAAAAGGAAAGGUUCCCAUGGCUCAGGAUGAACACCCGCGGCCUCAAACCACACCAGAACAAAUGGCCAAACUGCCGUCAGUCUUCAAAAAGGGGGGAACCGUCACUGCUGGAAAUGCAUCGGGGGUGUCUGAUGGUGCUGCUGCUCUGGUGAUUGCAAGUGAUGAUGCUCUGAAAGAACACAAGCUCACGCCGCUCGCCAGAAUUGUGGCUUAUCAUGUGUCAGGCUGUGACCCGAGCAUUAUGGGUAUCGGUCCAGUCCCAGCGAUUACAGGAGCUCUUAAGAAAUCUGGUCUGUCUCUAAAUGACAUGGAUCUGGUGGAGGUGAAUGAAGCGUUUGCUCCCCAGUUUCUGGCUGUUUCAAAGGCUCUUGGGCUGGACCCAGAGAAAACCAAUGUAAAUGGCGGAGCUAUUGCGAUCGGGCAUCCUCUCGGUGCCUCUGGAGCUCGCAUCACUGGCCACCUUGUGCACGAACUCAGGCGUAGAGGUGGAAAAUACGCCGUUGGAUCUGCCUGUAUCGGUGGAGGUCAGGGCAUCGCCAUCAUCCUCGAGAGGUGUUGACAGAAGAAACUGCCUUUGCUCAUGGAAUCUCCUGAAACAAUGUCAUGCAAACUCACCGGCUACUAAUGUUCUAACAAGGAAAAACCUCUUGGUUCCAACCAAGAGAAGAAAAAAUAUUUGAAUUGUUUCCCAGAGAGUCACUGACUGGAUGAGCUCCAAAACGUGUUGCUAUCAUUUUCUUUAAGUACUCCUCUUCAGUCCAGUCGAUAGAUAUAAAUACAGGUUCAUUUAUGCAUGUUAGCUAAAGUAAUGACUCCAAAUUGCCCUUUGGAUUGAGAAUGUUUUGCUUUUGUGUUCCUUGUGAUGAACUCAUGGCCUGAAGUGUGUAUCGCACUUCUCACCUGCUAAAAACCUGAGAUGACCUUUAGCAGGUUCCCAUGACCCUCAAUAGAAUGAAGCUUGUCUAGAAAAUCGUUAGAUGGAAAAUUUCACAUCUUCAAUCGUUCUCAUAACUUGAGCUAAUAAAGAAAAUCAAGUUUCUGAUUGUCAUAAUGAUGGAAGAGGUUAUUUCUGCUUACAAACAUUGAUUACUUCCUGAUCAUGAUGGCAAGUAAUAUAUUAUCACAGACUGUUUGCCUUACUCGCUCCAUGUUCAGGAUUUGGUGUUGCCUUUAGUGGCUUUCUGUGGUAACUGAUUUUGUACUUCAGUGUUAAAGUAUCACAAAUAAAAUUUCUCAAAAAUUA
Molecule: messenger RNA, 2021 nt
Organism: Oryzias latipes (Japanese medaka)
Lineage: Eukaryota; Metazoa; Chordata; Actinopteri; Beloniformes; Adrianichthyidae
Gene: acaa2
Product: acetyl-CoA acyltransferase 2
Biological process (GO): fatty acid beta-oxidation
Cellular component (GO): mitochondrion
Molecular function (GO): acetyl-CoA C-acetyltransferase activity
Source: RefSeq, a predicted model, not a curated record